AUGUCUACGUUCCAGGUGCAGCUGGGAGGCCACUGGCGCGACUAUGGGAAGAAAGAGGACAAGCAACUCAAGACAGCAUACAUGUCUGGGCAGCAGACGGCGCGCUUCAAGAUGCACAUCAACGGCAAGAAGGAGAAAUACGAGGUAAACUUCAAGAAGAUGUCGCAGGAGAACCUGGUGAGUGGAGGCACCCGAGAAAUUCGGCCACCAUACCGAAUGCAGGCUCCAAGCGGGCCUGUCCGUGAUGCCAACGACAAGCCAAUGGAGCCUGGGCCCACCAUUUGCAUCAAGGUGCCAGAGGGCGCGGCCGGCAGCGUCAUUCAGGUCCCCCAUCCAAAGGCCAAGGGAAAGUUCUUCGAGGUGAAAGUGCCGGCGGGGGCCAAGGCUGGCCAAGCCAUGCUGGUGCCGGUGCCGUCCUGGGAAGGGCGACUGGAUCCAGUUCGGGAGCAGUUCAGGAAGUGGGACAAAGACGACAAAGGCUUCAUCAGCUUCGGAGAGCUGGCGGAGCUUAUCGCUCAACUGAACCCCGACCUGGGCCGAUCAGAAAUCAACGACCUCAUCUUGCAAGUGGACAAAAAUCAAGACUACAAGGCCCUUGCAGCGGUCCCGGCCCCCGUGAGCGCGGUCAGCGCGGAGAUGAAGCGGCUGGAAAAGGAGGACCCGCUGCUGAAGAGCAACCCCAGGCGCUGGGUGCUGCUGCCGAUCCAGUACAGCGCGGUCUUUGAGAUGUACAAGAAGCACGAGGCCUCCUUCUGGACCGCAGAAGAAAUCGAUCUGGCCAGCGACACCAAGGACUGGGAGGCCCUCACUGAGAAGGAGCGCCACUUCGUGUCCCACGUGCUCGCCUUCUUCGCCGCGAGCGACGGCAUCGUGCUGGAGAAUCUCAGCACGAACUUCGCCUCCGAGGUGCAGAUUCCGGAGGCCCGGGCCUUCUACGGGUUCCAGAUGGCCAUGGAGAACAUCCACUCGGAGACCUACUCGCUUCUCAUCGAGCAGUACAUCAAGGAUCCGGUGGAGAAGGACAAGGUCUUCAAUGCCAUCGCCACCAUGCCGGCGGUGCAGGAGAAGGCCAAGUGGGCGGUGCAGUGGAUGAGCACGGAGUGCAGCUUCGCCGAGCGCAUCGUGGCCUUCGCCGCCGUGGAGGGGGUUCUCUUCAGCGGCUCCUUCUGCGCCAUCUACUGGCUGAAGAAGCGGGGCCUGAUGCCCGGGCUGUGCUUCUCCAACGAGCUCAUCUCCCGCGACGAGGGGCUGCACGCGGACUUCGCCUGCCUCUUGUACAACAUGCUGCAGAACAAGCUGCCGGAGGAGGUGGUGCACGACAUCAUCCGGGGGGCCGUGGACACGGAGCGGAAGUUCAUCUGCGAGGCGUUGCCUUGCGACUUGAUCGGCAUGAACGCCGAUCUCAUGGCCACCUACAUCGAGUUCGUGGCCGAUCGGCUGCUGUGCGCGCUGGGGCACUCCAAGCUCUUCAACGCGAGCAACCCCUUCGACUGGAUGGAGCUCAUCUCUUUGCAGGGGAAGACCAACUUCUUCGAGAAGAGGGUAGGGGAAUAUCAGAAAGCAGGUGUCAUGGGUGGGGGGGAGCAGGAGCAGCGUUUCUCCCUGGAUGCUGACUUCUAA
Messenger RNA from Effrenium voratum, 1620 nucleotides. The record is from the annotation of a GenBank genome assembly. Lineage: Eukaryota; Dinophyceae; Suessiales; Symbiodiniaceae.